CAAAAAUAUUCACAAAAUCCAAGAAAAAAAAAAAGGUUUCAGAUUCUCGUGAGUUUUGAGUUUCUCUUUCUGCGGAAAAUAUCUAUCUUCUUGUUUAUAUGUAUAAAUAAUAAGUACACAUAUAUAUCAAGCACACUCCUCUUUACACCGUCUCCAACACGAAAAAAAACAAAAGGCAGUUCCUUUUUUUCUGCAAAUUCCACUCAUUCACCAUGUUUGCUUCAUGAUUUCUUUUUCUACUUUUUGCAGCUUUCUCUCUUUUUCUUCUUAUAUAAGCAAUUGCUGGGUUUUGUGCAGUUUUCUUUUAUCAGUGAGUGAAAAAUGAGGAGAGUCUUAAUGGUGAAUUUUGGGUUUCUUCUUCUGUUCUGUUUUGGUUUUUUGUCGAACACCUUGGGACAAGAUACUACUGAUGGUACUGAUGCAAACUGCACUACGGCUGUUUACAUUGUUACUCUGAGGCAAGCUCCUACUCUUCACAUUUUCCAACAAGAAGAAGAAGAGCUGAAAAGAGUCAGAGAUGGAGACACUUCAAAGUUUACUAGACCAAAACUCCAACCAAGGAACAUCUCAUCAAAGUCACGUUAUUGGAGGUCAAGGAGGUCAGCAGUUGCUCAAGCUCAUGACUCUUUGCUGAGAAAUGCGUUGAAGGGAGAGAAGUACAUAAAGCUUUAUAGCUUCCAUUAUCUCAUCAAUGGCUUUGCUGUGUUUGUUAGCUCACAACAGGCUGAGAAGCUUUCAAGGAGAAGGGAAGUAGCAAACAUAGUGAUGGAUUUUUCCGUUCGGACGGCUACAACUUACACACCUCAGUUCAUGGGUCUACCAAAAGGUGCAUGGGUCAAAGAAGGCGGAUAUGAAACUGCAGGAGAAGGAAUCGUUAUCGGGUUUAUCGACACUGGCAUUGACCCAACACACCCUAGCUUCAACGGCACUGACACUUCACAGCGACAGUAUCCGAUCCCUAAUCAUUUCUCAGGUGUUUGUGAAGUCACGCCGGAUUUUCCAUCAGGUUCAUGCAACAGGAAGCUCGUUGGAGCCCGCCAUUUCGCGCAGUCAGCUAUCACUAGAGGCAUUUUCAACUCAUCUGAGGACUAUGCUUCCCCUUUUGACGGCGAUGGCCAUGGCACACACACAGCUUCCAUUGCAGCAGGUAACCAUGGGGUCUCAGCUAUAGUUUCAGGGCAUAACUUUGGAAGUGCUAGUGGAAUCGCUCCUCGUGCUCAUAUUUCUGUUUACAAGGCAUUGUAUAAGAGUUUUGGAGGAUUUGCUGCAGAUGUUGUUGCUGCUAUAGACCAGGCAGCUCAAGAUGGAGUUGACAUAUUAAGUCUAUCAAUCACACCUAACCGUCGUCCUCCUGGUGUUGCCACGUUCUUUAACCCUCUAGAUAUGGCUAUGCUAUCCGCUGUGAAAGCCGGUAUAUUCGUUGUGCAAGCUGCUGGAAACACAGGUCCUUCUCCUAAGAGCAUGUCCUCCUUCAGCCCAUGGAUUUUCACAGUUGGUGCUUCUACUCACGAUCGAGUUUACUCUAAUUCCGUAACACUAGGCAACAAUGUAACCAUUCUAGGCGUAGGACUUGCACUUCCUACUGAUGAAGGCAAGAUGUACACGAUGAUAUCUGCUGUUGAUGCAUUGAAGAACAAAAGCUCUGUAGCAGACACAGACAUGUAUGCAGGUGAAUGCCAAGAGUAUGGCAGCUUCGAGAAGGAUCUUGUCAGUGGGAAUCUCCUGAUAUGUAGCUACUCUAUUCGUUUUGUGCUCGGGCUUUCCACUAUUAAACAAGCUUUAGCUGUUGCCAAGAAUCUAUCUGCAAAGGGUGUUGUGUUCUACAUGGACCCAUAUGUUCUUGGUUUUCAGAUCAAUCCUACACCAAUGGAUGUUCCUGGAAUCAUAAUUCCAUCCCCGGAAGAUUCCAAGGUUUUACUCAAGUACUAUAACUCUACUCUUGAAAGAGACGGAACCACCAAGGAGAUUGUUAGAUUUGGAGCAGUUGCAGCCAUUACAGGUGGACAAAAUGCUAACUUCAGUAACAGAGCUCCCAAGAUUAUGUAUUACUCAGCAAGAGGACCUGAUCCAGAAGACAGCUUGUUCAACGACGCCGACGUUUUGAAACCCAACCUCGUUGCUCCUGGAAACUCCAUUUGGGGCGCUUGGAGUUCUGCUGCCACUGAUUCAGCUGAGUUUCAAGGAGAGAGUUUCGCUAUGAUGUCUGGUACAAGCAUGGCUGCUCCUCAUGUAGCUGGUGUGGCUGCACUGAUCAAGCAAAAAUUCAGAAAAUUUAGUCCUUCAGCCAUUGCUUCUGCACUUUCAACAACCUCUGUUCUGCUUGACAAUAAAGGCGAGGAGAUCAUGGCUCAACGUGCUUACGCUAAUCCUGAUCAAAACCUUUCUCCUGCAACCCCAUUUGAUAUGGGGAAUGGUUUUGUUAAUGCAACCGCAGCUUUGGAUCCUGGCCUAAUCUUUGAUACUAGUUUUGAAGACUAUAUGUCAUUCCUUUGUGGGAUCAAUGGAUCAGCACCAGUGGUGUUUAACUACACCGGCAAGAACUGUUUGCUUAGCAAUGCAACAAUCAGUGGAUCUGACCUCAACUUGCCAUCCAUCACUGUCUCGAGGCUUAAUAACACGCGAACUGUUCAAAGAAUAAUGACAAACAUUGCUGGAAAUGAGACCUAUAGUGUCGGUUUGAUUCCUCCUAUUGGUGUUUUGAUGAAGGUGUCUCCUACUCAAUUCUCUAUAUCCAGUGGAGAGGCAAAGCUACUUAGUGUAAUCCUCACAGCAAAGAAGAACAACUCUAUUGCCAGUUUUGGGAGAAUCAAUCUCUUUGGAAACAUGGGACACACUGUUCAAAUUCCUGUGUCUGUAAUAGUGAAAGUUGUCUCAAAACGAUGAACCUGAGAACUCGGUAUUACACAGAGCUUGGUAGAUAAGAUAAAUUGUAUUCAUUUCAUUAUCCAUGUAAAAAUGUCAUCAUAGCAUUUUAUAUAGUACAUGGUACAUUUUGUUGUAAUGUAUAAUUAGAGAAUAAAGAUUCAACUGUCAGAAACACACAAUAAAAGGUUUUUAGUCGUAAGUACAUUUCUUGCCUUCAUCUCUGUUUGGUUCUACCAGAAAUCGCCACAAGAACAGGAACCAUCCACGAAAUGAUGGAACCUAUUCCGAUCUCUCAUGACAAUUCUCCGUCCUGUGAUUCUCGAUAUCAGUUUUAUUACCGUAUGACAAUCUGAACACACUCGCAGGUUCUUGAAUAUCCUAAGGGGACUUCCCGGUUUGGUACUGAUCAGACCAUACGCAAUCGCGAGCCUCUCGCUAUGAACUUGUAGAGACUGCUCUUUCUCCGUCUCUUCAAGAUCUUGCAAGACCGUGUUUGUAUCUGGAACAUAGCCAUUAAACUUGGUCUGCUCGCUGAUCUUUCUCAGCAUCGCGUAAAUUUCUUUGCUUUUCGGGUGUUCUCUAUCUCCAGCUUGAAAUUCAUGAAAUUUAUCAUCGAUUUCAAUCGUGCUUACUCCUGGCUCUUUCACUACUCCUUUCUCCUUCAUCAACCUCCUAACUUUCGCCACGCCUUCAUAAUCACUCACCGAUGCGUACAUAUUCGAAAGAAGAACAUAAACUCCUGAGUUUGUGAUGUUCUGUCCAAUGAGAUACUCUGCGAUCUCCUUGCCUAACACAGAAUCCCCAUGAAGUUUACAGCUUCCGAGAAGAGAACUCCAUACGACAGAGUCAGCCUCGAUUUUCAUGUCUUUGAUGGUUUCAUAAGCCCGUUUCAGCUGGCCGGCACGACCGAGGAGACUGACCAAGCAUCCGUAAUGCUCGAUCUUGGGUUUGAUCCCAUACUCUUCUUCCAUCGACUCAAAGAUUCUUAAACCUUCGUUUACUAAUCCAGCAUGAGCACAAGCCUGAAGCAUCCCGAUGAAAGUUAUAUCCGUUGGCUGCAACCCUGCGAUUCCCUGCAUCUCAUCAAACAAUCUCAACGCGUCUUGGCUAUAACCGUGCAUUGCGUAACCAGCAAGCAUCGCAUUCCAAGCCACGAUAUCUUUCCUCGGAGUGUUGUCAAACACUGAAACUGCGUCUUCCAAGCUCCCGCAUUUGCUAUACAUAUCAAUCAAUGCCGUACAUACUUUAACAUUGAGCCUGAUGCGACUGUUCUUGAUGAAAACAUGGAUCCAGCGACCAGAUUCAAGUGCACCAAUCUGCGAGCAAGCCGUGAGAGCAGCCACGACGGUUCUUUCAUCAGGUUUUGGUUUUCCUUCGGCCAAAAGUUUCUGGAAAAGAAUCAGAGCUUUGCUUGGAAACUCAUGUUGAGCGUAUCCAUCAAUCAUCACGUUCCAAGAAACAAUGUCUCUCUCACCCAUUGUGUCGAACAAAGCUCUCGCAGCCUCAACGUUCCCGUGCUUUGCGUAGCAGGUGAUCAUAGCCGUGGAAGAAACGAGGUUUCUCUCAGGCAUUCUAUCGAACACUUUCUGGGCAGAUGCUACAUCUCCACUUUUCGCAUAAACGUCGACGAGACCAGUCGCCACGUAGGGAUCCAGCUCCAACCCACAUUUAAGGACAUGGGCAUGGAUCCAUUUGACGGACUCACUUGAGCAUGAUUUCAAAAUCGACGAGAAAGUAAACUCAUUAGGGACAAUUUGAGAAGAAAGCAAAAGAACAUAAAGCAGGAAACUUUGGUCAUGGAGGCCGUUAGUGGACGCAGUGUUGAUCGCGGCGGUGAAGAGGAACAAGUCCGGAUCGAUCGUCUGGUGAAACAGAGCCAACGAGUGGCGGAUUUUGCCAUGGGAAGCGUAUGCACGUUGGAGCUUGAGGUUUAGCACCGGGUAACGAUGGAGGAGGAGGUUAUGACGGAGAAUAGCUGCGUGGAUUUGGAGCACUUCAGCCACAGAUUCCGAUCUGUCGAUUAAAAACGCAAAUUUUUGCGGUGGCGGAAGGCGGACCCAACCGACGGUGGCGGUUGCAGCUGACGAGGAAGUGGUCAACUGUUUCUGCGGUAGUGACGUGGCGAGAAGUGGUGACGAGUCCAUAUCUUCGAAAUCAAACCGACAAAAGUAGAGCUGUUUAAAACACACUGUUCAUAUUCCAGUGUCUGUAGAAACGAUGAAACUCAGAAACUCGUAUCACUCAGAGCUUGGCACAUAAAUUAAAUUGUAUUCAUUUCAUUGUCCAUGUAAAAUGUCACAUUAGCAUUUAUAGUAUUACAUGGUUCAUAUUAUUUCUGAUACAUUUGUGUAAAACUAGAGAAUAAAAGAUUCAACAUUCAUAAAACACAAUAAGGUUUUUACUUUUUAGUAGUUAAGUACAUUUGUUGUUCUUCAUUCAUCAAGCGUUGCCUCCAUCUCCGUUUCCUUUGCUUGGCGUUGAAGGCACCUUCUCAGAUUCCUCUUCCUCAGCUCCAGUAGCAGGUGUUGUAGUAGGCACAGAAGGAUUCGCAGGGUUAACCAUUGGGAAAGGAGCAUACUUGUGGAAAGGCCAGCCUUGGAACGGGAAUCUAUACCUGAAGAAACCGGCAAUCGCAGAGCUUGUUGCAGGCUCAUCAUCAAUCUUGGUCAUGGAGGAUGGUGAAUCGACCUUGGUGGAUUCAGAAACUAGCAUCGCCGGAGGAUGAACAUGCGCUUUCUCGAGCUUCUUGCCUAUCGCGGCUGAUGGUGCUGCGAGUCUUGGGCUGCGAGAGCAGAGCACAGGUGGGGAAGUAAGGAAGGUGAGAAAGAUUAGGCAGAGGUAAACUCUUGACAUUGACAUUGUAUGUAGCUGACUUUGUUUUGUGUUCUUGGACUUUUAUCAGAGAGGGGAUUGUGUUUUGUUGUGUGUGUGUGGGAGUUGCUUGUGAAUGAUGGUGUUUGUUU
This is a messenger RNA of Thlaspi arvense, 5828 nucleotides long. NCBI's taxonomy places the organism in Eukaryota, Viridiplantae, Streptophyta, Magnoliopsida, Brassicales, Brassicaceae. The record is from the annotation of a GenBank genome assembly.